AUGGAUACCGAUUCUAGGCUAGAAAGAGAACAGUUUGUCAGUCAUCUCAACGGUACAACUACUAUUGAAAUACUAUCUCUAACAUCAUUAAUGCCGAUUUCCAUCUUAUUUCGACAAUGUAUUAUUGCUCUCAUUGGCAUCAAAUUAAACCGUUCAAACCAAUGGUCCAGAUUUACCUUAGACGUUGCUUGUUUAUGCCUGCCAUUUCUUUUAUCGUGUACAAUUAUGUAUGAUUAUUGCUAUGUUCUCUUCGUGACAAUGAUAACAAUAAUCGUAGCAAGCAUUUUGUGGCGAUAUCAACAACCACCUAGACAUUCCUUAUCUAAGAAGAAAAUAGACUUCAAUAAUUUAAAUGUUAGUUGUCAGCUGAAAUUCAUAUCCUACUACAGAAUUGAGGUCAACAUCUGCACAGCUAUUGCUAUUCUUGCUGUUGACUUUAAAAUCUUUCCAAGAUGUCUUGCAAAAGCCGAAACCUAUGGACAUGGGCUUAUGGAUAUUGGUGUAGGUUGCUUCGUUUUAGCAGCUGCUAUCGUUGCACCUGAAGCGAGAUAUUCUAUCUAUCGCAAUGCCUCUGCCCCCUUUUCGUCAUCAUUAGUAAAAUCAUUAAAGUCGAUAAUGCCCUUAGUAGUGAUAGGUGUUGGUCGUUUGAUUGCUACAGCAGGUAUAAAUUAUCAACUACAUGUAAGUGAGUACGGGGUGCACUGGAAUUUCUUUUUUACCUUGGCUGCCAUUAGGUUACUGGCGUCCCUGAUAUUUAUUAUCAUCCCGAUCAGCCUUAGUGGAUUAAUUGGAGCUUGCAUUGGUGUAUUUUAUCAAGUUACAUUAACAAACUAUAAUUUGAAAGAUGUUAUAAUUUCGGGAUUUGAUGGAAGUGGAGGGAGAAACGGAAUUAUUGAAGCCAAUAGAGAAGGGAUAUUCUCUUGUAUUGGAUAUUUAUCAUUGUACCUAAUUGGAAUAGAAAUCGGCAAACAACUACUAAAACCAAUAUCGUCUUUAACUAGGUGGUUAAAGGUCUUAGUAAUAUUGAUUAUUGUUGAUAUCGUUUUAUGGGAACUCACUUGGUUCAAUGCCGAAUUGUUCGAGCCCGUAUCUCGACGAUUUGCCAAUUUUUCGUACGUUCUAUGGAUGGUAACCUUUAUGGCUUUCAAUAUAUUUAUGUACUUACUGGUGGAACUUAUCAGUACCUAUUUUACUAUGACGGGUAACUUUUGCGAAGAAAUGCCAUUAGCUGGAUGUUCAGUAUGCACGCCUACACUGGAAAAUCGCACAUGCGCAUGUUUGUAUGCGGCUAUCGAAAGGAACCAGUUAGGAUAUUUUUUAUUAGCGAAUGUAAUGACUGGUAGUGUAAAUUUGAGUAUGAAUACAAUCAGAGUAGAUAAUAUUUUAGCAGCCGUUAUUCUAGUUGGUUACAUAUACGCUGUUUCUUUUAUAAUUGUUGUAUUACAUGUAAACAAAGUAACAACUAAAAUAUGGUAA
Messenger RNA from Trichoplax adhaerens, 1476 nucleotides. RefSeq lists its product as uncharacterized. The record is from RefSeq and is a predicted model, not a curated record. Gene Ontology annotation, molecular function: glucosaminyl-phosphatidylinositol O-acyltransferase activity. The transcript has 7 exons. Gene Ontology annotation, biological process: protein localization to plasma membrane; GPI anchor biosynthetic process. Gene Ontology annotation, cellular component: endoplasmic reticulum; membrane. The coding region runs from base 1 to 1476 and encodes 491 amino acids. Lineage: Eukaryota; Metazoa; Placozoa; Uniplacotomia; Trichoplacea; Trichoplacidae.